Messenger RNA from Meriones unguiculatus (Mongolian gerbil), 954 nucleotides. Its product is annotated as olfactory receptor 52K1. The coding region runs from base 1 to 954 and encodes 317 amino acids. The transcript has a single exon. The record is from RefSeq and is a predicted model, not a curated record. Lineage: Eukaryota; Metazoa; Chordata; Mammalia; Rodentia; Muridae. Gene Ontology annotation, biological process: G protein-coupled receptor signaling pathway. Gene Ontology annotation, molecular function: G protein-coupled receptor activity; olfactory receptor activity. Gene Ontology annotation, cellular component: membrane.
AUGUUGGCUAAUAAUAUCACGUCAACCCAUCCGGUGGCCUUCCUGUUGAUGGGGAUCCCAGGACUAGAGCACUUACACGUUUGGAUCUCUAUCCCCUUCUGCUCAGCCUACACCUUGGCCGUGAUUGGCAACUGCACCCUUCUUUUCAUCAUCCGGGUUGAUGCAGCCCUCCACGAGCCCAUGUACCUCUUUCUGGCCAUGCUAGCAGCAAUAGAUCUGGUCCUUUCCUCUUCAACACUGCCCAAAAUGCUUGCCCUGUUUUGGUUCAGGGAUCGAGAGAUCAGUUUCUAUGCCUGCCUUGUCCAAAUGUUCUUUCUCCACUCCUUUGCUAUCAUGGAGUCAGCAAUGCUGUUGGCCAUGGCCUUUGACCGUUAUGUCGCCAUCUGCAAACCCCUGCACUAUGCCACAGUCCUGACCAAGCCCCUCAUCGUCAACAUUGGCUUGGCCGCGGUGACUCGGGCUGUGGCACUGAUGACUCCGCUGCCCUUCCUGCUCAGACGCUUCCACUACUGUCGAGGCACAGUGGUCGCCCACUGCUACUGUGAGCACAUGGCUGUGGUAAGGCUGGCAUGCGGGGACACACGCUUCAACAACAUCUAUGGCAUCACCGUGGCCAUGUUUAUCGUGGUGCUGGACCUGCUCUUUGUUACCUUGUCUUAUGUCUUCAUCCUUCGUGCUGUCCUCCAGCUUGCCUCCCAGGAGGCCCGCUACAAGGCCUUUGGGACAUGUGUGUCUCACAUAGGCGCCAUCUUAGCCUUCUACACACCUGUGGUCAUCUCGUCGGUCAUGCACCGUGUAGCUCGCCAGGCUGCUCCUCAUGUCCACAUACUCCUUGCUAAUUUCUAUCUGCUCUUUCCACCCAUGGUCAACCCUAUCAUCUAUGGUGUCAAGACCAAGCAGAUUCGAGAGCGAGUCUUAGGACUCUUCCUCAGAAAGAAUGUAAAAGGAGACUGA